Molecule: messenger RNA, 2158 nt
Organism: Archocentrus centrarchus (flier cichlid)
Lineage: Eukaryota; Metazoa; Chordata; Actinopteri; Cichliformes; Cichlidae
Gene: ankha
Product: ANKH inorganic pyrophosphate transport regulator a
Exons: 12
Coding region: 38-1534 (498 amino acids)
Biological process (GO): phosphate ion transmembrane transport
Cellular component (GO): plasma membrane
Molecular function (GO): phosphate transmembrane transporter activity
Source: RefSeq, a predicted model, not a curated record
GGCAGAUGCCCCUCGCUCUGUCAUCCCGGCUUGUACUAUGGUGGAGUUUCCAUCUCUCAGUCCUUACUGGCCUCUCAUCCGCUUUCUGGUGCCUUUGGCUAUCACCAAUGUUGCCAUCGACCUCGGGGAACAGGCCCUCAACAGGGGCAUAGCCACAGUCAAAGAAGAUGCAGUGGAAAUGCUGGCCAGCUAUGGUUUGGCCUACUCCCUGAUGAAGUUCUUCACUGGACCCAUGAGCGACUUCAAGAAUGUGGGUUUGGUGUUUGUCAACAGCAAGCGGGACAGGAGGAAGGCUGUGUUCUGCAUGGUGGCGGCCGGGGCCAUCGCAUUCGUCCUGCAUAUCUUGAUAGCAUACACAGAUUUAGGAUACUACAUCAUUAAUAAGCUCCACCAUGUGGAUGAAUCUGUGGGGCACAAGACAAGAAAGGCCUUCUUAUACCUGGCUGCGUUCCCUUUGUUGGAUGCAAUGGCAUGGAUUCAUGCAGGGAUACUUCUCAAGCACAAGUACAGCGUCAUCGUUGGCUCAGCCUCCAUCUCUGAUGUCGUGGCCCAGAUCCUGUUUGUGGCCAUUCUCCUGCACAGUAACCUGGAAUGUGUGGAGCCUUUACUCAUCCCGAUACUUUCCCUGUAUAUGGGUGCCUUGGUUCGUUUCAGCAUCGUCGGCCUGGGUUACUACUGUAACAUCCACGACAACAUCCCGGACUCCAGCGGGCUUGAUGUGGGGGGCGACGCCACCAUCAAAAAGAUGCUGAGUUUCUGGUGGCCUCUCGCCCUCAUCCUGGCCACUCAGCGCAUCAGUCGACCCAUCGUCAACCUCUUUGUGUCUCGUGACCUCAAGGGGACCACUGAUGCCACAGAGGCCGUGGCUGUGCUCACAGCCACAUACCCUGUAGGCCACAUGCCCUACGGUUGGUUGACUGAGCUGAGAGCAGUGUACCCAGCCUUUGACAAGAACAAUCCCAGCAACAAGCUCAACGCUGGCAGCCCCGUCACCAAGUCGCAUAUUAAAAAGUUUACAUUCUGCUGUCUGGCGCUUUCACUCACGCUUUGCUUUGUGGUGUUUUGGAGUCCUCAUGUGUCAGAGAAGAUCCUGGUUGAUGUCAUUGGAGUGCAGGAUACUUUCGCUAAGCUGUGUGUGGUCCCACUCAGGAUUUUCUCCUUUUUCCCCCUGCCAGUGACUGUUCGGGCUCAUUUGACUGGAUGGCUCAUGACCCUGAAAAAGACCUUUGUGCUGGCCCCCAGCUCGGUUCUGCGCAUCAUUGUCCUCAUCACCAGUCUAGUUGUGCUGCCUUAUAUGGGGGUUCACGGGGCCACACUCGGGGUUGGAUCCCUCCUCGCUGGUUUCAUAGGGGAGUCGACAAUGGUUGCCAUAGCAGCCUGCUAUGUUUAUCGACAACAGAAAAACAACGAGAUGUCCAACGAGCUGGUGGUGGAGGGCGAGAACUCUGCCCCCAUGAGCGAGGUGUGCUCCAGGACUCCGAUGGAUGCCAUAGAGGAGCUCCAGGAGGAGGAGGAGGAGGAGGAACAGGAGUGAGCUCCAAGGACGGGGGGAUGGGGGAGGACUGUAAAGCCGAGGUCAAUGUGGGACUUUGCCGAGGAGAGGGACACCGGAUGUUACGGUGCUGGAGAGAAGAGAGGACCCCCCCACCCUCCCCCGGCCCCGCCUGAGUAUGGUUUUGGUUUCAGAGGUCCUCUUAACAGAAUUGAGGAGGUCUUCAAGUCGACCACCUCACCAUUAACGCGCACACUGUAAAGAAAGCCAUUCACCUCCACAUGUUGAUCCAUCAGUGUAAAUACCGUUAGCGUCUUCCGAUCUUUUCAGCAGCUCUCAUAAUCAGCGGGUGUAUUAACCAUUUUCAUGUGCUUAUUGGUAAACAAGGGAAUUCGACACAGGAGAACUGUUCCUCCUCAGCGGUGAGAAUGAAGCGUCUGUCGAGUGGUAGUGGAGUUUCCAAAAUACUUCUGUUAUUUAAUCGAGAUUAAACGGCAAGGCCUUGCUUGGAUUCAGAUAAACAUAUUGUGGGACUUGUUGGGUUGUGCAAUCAUAUUUUACAUACAAUGGUGUACAGAUUAUUGUUGUUUUAUAUAGGCAAUGCAUUGUGUAUAUUUAAUUGCCCAGAGGGGUCAGGAAUCCCUCGUUAUAUAUCAUUGCGUGUUU